CUCUCUGAUUAUGUUUUUCUCAAUUUGUGGAAACAAAAGAUUUGUUAUGGUUUUUGUUGUUGGGCUAGAUUCAGUAUUUGAGUAGGGUAGUAUUGAGGAGUGGGAAGAAACUGUUUAUAUAUGUUUUUUUUUUUUUGGUUAAAAUAUGGUUAUUAAUGUGUAUAUAAGUGAUGUUUAUGCUUUUUAAUAAUGUAUAUAUAUUUGAAUCACUUUUCGCUUUUUUGGUGUUUAGUUCAUAUUUUGAAUUAUUAUAGGAAAUCUCGACUCCGCCAUGUUUGAUUUUUUUGGUGUGUUUAGUCCAUACAUUUAGAAUUAUUAUUGGAAAUAGAAUCCGUCUGAUAUUUGACAAUUUCGUUAGCCAAAUCUUUAAGAAAAAAAAUUAUGUUUCUCUUUCUGUUGUUUUCAUUUUCUGGUUGAUAUUUCUGUUGGAAAUAAUGUUGUAAACAAUUGUAGCUAAGUAUAUAUCCAUCAAUAAACAGGAAGACACCAGAUUUAAACUUAAUUAGUUCAACCCGAAGGUUCUUAGCUUGUUGUAGUUUUAAAAUUAUGGGUUACGAAGUUAAUGUAUGACAAAUUUAGUAGCUUUUGCUUAUAAAAAAAGAAGAAGGUAAAGGUAGUAUGGUGCACAAAGCAUCCCGUUCACACGGGUUUGCAAAGUCUUGUUCCCUAGGGAUGUGAAAAUGCAAGCAUCCAUGGCUCGAACCCAUGAGCAAUAGGCAAUACAUUCCAUUCGCUAAAUUGCCUCUGCGUAUAUACUAGUGUAGUGUUCUCUGUUAGUCAAUAUAUUAUGUAAAUUUAAAAUUAAACUCUCAUUUGGUUUAUAACUGCACUUUUUUCUUCUUUUGUGUUUAAUUUGUUACGUAUAAUACAGUAGCUUGCUGCAAUGGACCCUUCUGAGGCAAAGAAACGUGUGUAUGAAAAAGUCAUGAAAUUUGAACCUGAAAAGGUUGCGAGGGAGAUUAUAGGCUAUAUUUUCUUGCAAGACUAUCCAGAGCAGGAAAUGAUUCGAUUAGCGUUAGGCCCUGAUACGUUAAUUCGCAAUGUGAUCCAGGAAGCAAAAGAUUCAUUUGACGUAAACUCAACUCCAAUGUUCCGCAGCCCUUCUAUGACUGCAGUCAAUAUAGUAGAUCCAGCACUACGGUUUGCAAACUUUUCAUCCACUUACCCUGUAUCCGCUCCUCGCUGCAAACCUCAACUCUCUGAUGAACAUUCUUAUUUAGCUGAAAUUCUCUACUCCAGGAAUGAGCCGCCGCAACAGGUCCACCCUCUUGAAGAAACAAUGUACUUUGAGAAUUUGAAUUACCCAAGUGAUUACUGCUAUCCAGAAGCUCCCCUUAUCAGGCGCUACAGAAAUACUCCAAGUUCGUUUAAAUUUCCGAAGCCUUGCCACUAUUUCAACAAAGGGUUCUGUAGAAAUGGUGACAGCUGUAGGUACUUUCAUGGUCCAUUUCCCGAGAGCUACCCACUUACGAUUGAUCCUAAUCUUUGUGAAAAUGGUGAUGAAGAUGAAGUACUUUCACCUGGUUCCCUCGAGAAAUUAGAGCUAGAGCUAACGGAGCUCUUGAAAGAUAAGAGAGGGAAUCCUGUUUCAAUUGCAUCCCUGCCCAUGAUGUAUUCUGCCAAGUACGGGAAAGUACUCCAAGCGGAAGGGUAUCUAACCGAGAGCCAAAGAAAUGGUAAAGCUGGCUAUAAUUUGACAAAGCUUCUAGCUCGAUUGAAGUUUGUUCGUCUGAUUGAAAGGCCUCAUGGACAACAUUCUGUAGUUCUGGCUGAAGAUGCAGUGAAGUACAUGGACACUCAUGGUGUAAGAAGUGAUCCAGGUCCUAUCGUUAGUGAUUCACGUCAAAUAUAUUUGACAUUCCCUGCUGAGAGCACUUUUACGGAGGAAGAUGUCUCUGCUUACUUCGACACUUUUGGGCCAGUUCAAGAUGUACGAAUGCCAUGUCAGCAGAAACGAAUGUUUGGAUUUGUUACAUUCUUCAGCACAGAUACUGUAAAAAUGGUUUUGUCAACAGGAAAUCCACAUUAUGUGUGUGGUGCUCGCGUUCUUGUCAAACCUUAUAGGGAGAAGUCUAAGCUAUCUGAAAGAAAGCACCAGGAGAGACUGGAGUCGUCAAUAUUUUACCACUUCGAUUCUAGGCUUCAAGAAAAAUUUAAGUCCCCUAGAAUGUUACGGAAACAUUUAAUGGAAGAGCAAUUCCUUGAACAUGAGGCUAGGCGACUUGCACAGCUGCAGUUAUCGCAAAAACGCAUGGCCACUCUGCCCUAUUUUGGCCCUCCCAUGGACAAAUUUAACAUUUCUCAACCAGAACAUUCCAGCCAUCUAUUAGAUGUUCGGAACAGUGGAUCCCCGGAUGAAGAUAAUUCCAAGAAUUCAGAUGAAAGCCAUUAUGCUGACGACGAUAGCAAUCAACGAAUCAACCUGCCAGACAGUCCAUUCGCAUCAAGAGUAGCGAGCAGUAUAGCUGAAUUUUUAUAGGUCUGGAUACUUGUUAUUUUGGUAUGCAAGUCUACUUCAAAGGCAGCAUCUUGAAUUCGAGAGAAUACGUAGUACAUAUAGCAAUAGAGAAUAGCGGAAAAUAGAUCCUCCACACAGCCGGGCUAACGUAACUACACCAAUUAGGAAAAUAUGAUACACAAAGGCUUACAUAUAAGAAUGUUCAAAGGUUUUUUUUCUAUCUGGUGUUUUUAAGAUUAGAAUAGAGGACAGAGGCCAUUGUCCUUAGCAAAAAAUGAAAUAUAUAGUAUAACUUUAGUUGAUA
This is a messenger RNA of Solanum stenotomum, 2762 nucleotides long. RefSeq names its product zinc finger CCCH domain-containing protein 18-like. Bases 884 to 2479 code for a protein of 531 amino acids. The record is from RefSeq and is a predicted model, not a curated record. Lineage: Eukaryota; Viridiplantae; Streptophyta; Magnoliopsida; Solanales; Solanaceae. Gene Ontology annotation, molecular function: metal ion binding; RNA binding. The transcript is spliced from 7 exons.